Selaginella moellendorffii is the source of this 2165-nucleotide messenger RNA. RefSeq names its product protein sip5. Lineage: Eukaryota; Viridiplantae; Streptophyta; Lycopodiopsida; Selaginellales; Selaginellaceae. The record is from RefSeq and is a predicted model, not a curated record. The transcript is spliced from 7 exons. Bases 336 to 2084 code for a protein of 582 amino acids. Gene Ontology annotation, cellular component: cytoplasm.
UUCUAGGGCUCCCUGUAUCGCGUUGUUGCGUUUCGGCGUCCCUAUCGUCCCCUCGAUCGAUUGAUCGUUCCACAGCGCUGCCGUCGCGCAUCGGCACUGGGCACUGCUGCGCGGAAUGGAUGGAUUGAUUGCUCCUCGGCCGCGAUUGAGAAAGAAUAAGACGAUUCGUCGUGGAGAGCUUCGGUAGGGAUUGCUACUCUUCUUCCGCGUCCUGGCCUCGCUAGGGCAUUGGCGCCAUGCGUUUCUUCGUCCCGCGGGUAAAUCGAGCAAUGGAUUGUGAUAUUCCGGGAUAGAUGCUAGGACGAGUUCCGGGAUAGCGUGCUCGAGCCGUUGUCAUGGGCAACAAAUUCGCGAGAAGGCGCGCCCAGAUUGACGAUCGCUACACGAGGCCCCAGGGCUUGUAUCAGCACAAGGACGUCGAUCACAAGAAACUGAGAAGGCUUAUCAUCGAUGCCAAGCUUGCUCCUUGCUACCCGGGAGCCGAGGAUGCCGCCAUCGAUCUUGACGAGUGUCCCAUUUGUUUUUUGCAUUAUCCAAGCCUGAAUCGAUCGAAGUGUUGUACUAAAGGCAUUUGCACAGAGUGUUUCUUGCAAGUGAAAUCUCCGAAUUCUACCAGGCCUACACAGUGUCCGUUUUGCAAAACGCCCAACUACGCGGUGGAGUAUCUUGGCGCGAAGACCCUCGAGGAAAAGGGUGUCGAGCAAGCGGAAGAGCAAAAGGUUAUAGAGGCAAAGAUCAGAAUCAGGCGACAACAAGAAAUUCAGGACGAGGAAGCGCGCUUGCAGAGGCAAGAACAAGCUCCCCGAGAAGGCUCGCCGAUAGUUGCAGUUGCAGCAGGGGAAGCCGAGCAGGAAACAACAACAACUCCAGAGGAAAGGUCCCAGGAGCCAGCUUUACCGCUGGAAAGGAGCUGGGAUCCAUGGACAAAUGCCGACGGCAACACGGCCAUCGGCUACCCUCAAACCGACAUUUUUACUUAUCCAUCAAGGUCUGAUUCAGAAUCUCCGUGGCAACAAGGAGGCCAAAGAGAUUCAAAUAGACAUAAUACGUUUUCUUCGACAUCCGCCAGGAACUCCUCGUCAUUCAACGCCAGAAGAAGAGGUGCUGCUUGGAGCAAUAGUUCGUCCGGUGAUGGCCCAGGAUAUGCUCCAUAUAACAGAGACGAAGAUUUUGACUUGGAUCUCGAGGAUAUAAUGGUCAUGGAGGCCAUCUGGCUUUCUAUCCAGGAACAAGGAAACCAACGUCCAAUAGACAGCAUCUCCGAGCAUCCAUUCCCAUCGGCAUUGAAUGGCUUGCAGUAUGAGAUCCAAGACUCGCCACUGACGAACCUGGAGCCGUCGGAGAUUCGAGGGAGGAGGGGGUCCGUCACUGGAGGCUUUGCCUCCGCUAUCGCCGCACUGGCCGAGAGACAGGUGACUGGAAACACCGGAGGGAUGGAACCGGCCGGGGAGAGUGACGCCGAGUCCAACGACAGUGGCGCCGUCUCAAACGCUCACGGCUCCAGCGAGACGCAGUCCCUGGAAGAACAUAUACGAAUAGUUUCUGGGACGGACGAGAGCUUGACCGAGGAGAAAACAGAGAAGUCGAGCGUGGAGGAAUCGGGUGUAGAGGCAGCGGCAAUGGCCUUGACAACGCUAAGAGCAACAGGUUCCAACACCAACACCAGCAUGACCAGCACCAACACCAGCAACAAUAACGAGAACUUAACAAGAUGGAUUCGUCGAGGGAUGAGCGUGGAAGCGUCGCCUGAUGCGUUGCUUGACCAGGGGUCCGAGGUUGUCGAGGCUGGGACAAGCUUUUGUAGCAGCGUGCCAUCGCUACUGCCGUGGGAAGCUCCGGAGGAGGAUGAUCCAGGGAAUGGUGGUGGAGCUGCCAGUGCUGCUGCUACUGGGACGAAUGGAAGUAAUCCCGGUGGAGCGGCAGCUCUGCUACAACCGGGAGCAGUGGCGGCGAACGAUUCGGCAGCGUCAACUGCGAGUGUAGUGCCCGAGAGCUUUGAAGAACAGAUGAUGCUGGCUAUGGCGCUUUCACUGGCGGAAGCUCAAGCUCUCCAGGCCAAGCACGGUGGCUCCAAAGCAACGUAGUAGGCGCGUUUGCUUGUUCUCUCUCUUGUACAGGGAUUUAAGGAAAAGCCACUCGACGAGACGCAGUGGUAUAUUCGUUUC